Molecule: messenger RNA, 1175 nt
Organism: Gadus morhua (Atlantic cod)
Lineage: Eukaryota; Metazoa; Chordata; Actinopteri; Gadiformes; Gadidae
Gene: srp14
Product: signal recognition particle 14
Exons: 5
Coding region: 130-462 (110 amino acids)
Biological process (GO): SRP-dependent cotranslational protein targeting to membrane
Cellular component (GO): signal recognition particle, endoplasmic reticulum targeting
Molecular function (GO): endoplasmic reticulum signal sequence receptor activity; 7S RNA binding
Source: RefSeq, a predicted model, not a curated record
CUCAUAUCCGAGGAAAAGAAGAAAGGUCAGGGGGCACGGGGCGGAGCUUGCUGUUAUAGUACGUGUGCUUCUGAGGAGUUAGCUUGUUUUCCAGUGGGCUAUCGUUACGUUUGAAAACGCCCGUGAAUCAUGGUAUUACUUGAAAACGACUCGUUUCUGACGGAGCUCACACGGUUGUUCCAGAAAUGUCGAAACUCUGGUAGCGUGGUAAUCACAUUAAAGAAGUACGAUGGGAGGACCAAACCAAUUCCUAAAAAGGGACAAGCAGAUUCGUUUGAACCAGCAGAUAACAAGUGUCUUAUCAGAGCCUCUGAUGGAAAAAAGAAAAUUAGCACAGUGGUCAAUACCAAAGAAGUAAUCAAAUUUCAAAUGGCGUACUCCAACCUCCUCAGAGCCCACAUGGAUGGACUUAAGAAGAAGGAUAAGAAAAGCAAAAGCAAGAAAACUAAAGCCACCCAAUGAGCAAAAGACUCUACCUCUUUGUCUCUAGUCUGGCCGGUACCACCUGAAGGAGGAAGGAGGGGGGGGCGAUGGGCUCGCAGCGGGCCGGAUUCAUCUUUCGCCCCCUCUGGCGUCUCCCAUUACCCUGAUGGCUCAGAGGCCACCGUCGGUCCACCUAGUGACUGCUUUGAUCUCAUGCCAUCGUUUGCACGAUAACGUCUUACUUCCGGCCAUUCGGUGAAAUGAAAAAGCAGCAACGUAAGAAAAGAACAUGGAUGUCACAGUGAGAAGCUCUUGAGCCGAAACGCAUCCGUGUGAGAUCCAGGUUAUCGACAGCCGUGUCCAAUAUGAGGGGGCCACAGGGUUGAUGCUUGAUUGCCUUUCAUAAUGUUUUGUACAACUCUCAAUUUGUAACGGCAGGAUUUAAUUUAAUUCCCUGUAAAAAAACAAAACUAUCACAAAUAAUUUAAACACUACCGAUGCCAUAAUGAGACUGUUUAUUUUAACAUGAAAUACCUUUUGUUUCAUGUUUGAGACCAAGGUAUAUCUUUCCUUUUUUAAAGUUGUAUUUUAUUUCUUUUUUUUUUGGCCAGUUAACUAUCGGUAGAGCAACCCUAUUCACUUUGCCCUGGUAAAUUGAAAUAUGUAUAUAGGAAAGCGAUUUGUAAUGAGGCUAUCAUGGAGUUAAUUUGGUGGGGAAACAGCUCUAUAAAGUACAUUUACUGAAAAUGGCG